Molecule: messenger RNA, 862 nt
Organism: Darwinula stevensoni
Lineage: Eukaryota; Metazoa; Arthropoda; Ostracoda; Podocopida; Darwinulidae
Source: the annotation of a GenBank genome assembly
CAGAAACAGUUGUAAGAUAAGCCUCUCGGCCGCCAGAGAUGAGACGUUCGACAAGAUGUCUAUCAAAAUCUAAAACGCAGCUAUAUAUGGAGAAGUUGGGUGGCUUAGGAAUCAGAUCAUUAAGUGGUCAGUGCUUGGACGCUGUGAGAGUUCGUGCAUUCAUGGAGUUCGUGAAGAGCGAAAAGGGCAAGAAUCUUCUUGCUCUUGAGGGCUAUCUGCUCACACAGAACAAGAUCAGCAAGGACGGACGAAGAACGUAUUCUAUAGAAGAUACAAACGCCUCUAUAGAAGAUACAAAGGAAACUGCAAUUUCAGAGCUACAACUGAAGGAGAGCAGGUUGUCAGCAGGCGAGGGCAACAUCAUCGUGCUCCAGAACCUAGAAAAUUAUAAGCCCGCAAGGUGAUCACAAACAUCAUGAAUGAUGCCAAGACCACGCAACAGAAGACAGGGAAAGAUGAGCGACUGUACACCAGGAUGCUGGAGCACCUUCGUUUUCAGCAUGGAAUUGCUGCACCCCAGAGUGUUACAACUGAUUUAGAGAAGGCUGCUCAGAAUGCCCUGGAGCGCGUGUUUCCAGGUCCACGAUAUGAAAAUGAUCCUGAAUUUCGCCUGCAAAUGAAGCCCCUUCCUGCACUCAGCUUUGUGCCACCAGCAAAGGUGGAAGAUGCAUUCAACGACCUUGUAGCCACCAUGCCAAACGCAGCACUGCCUGUACUGAGCUACUUUGAAGAUAGUUAUAUCGGACGGGUGAUGAGAGGGAACCGUCGGAUACCACCUCUGUUCGAACCGGGUCUCUGGAACAACUACAAUCGUGUCCUGCAGGACCUUCCACGUACAAGUGCCGUGGAAGGCUUCCAUUCC